UGUGAAACCCAAUAAUUAUUUGAAAAUUAUAUUCCCGACCAUAUACACCCAUGAAUUUGACACUACACGUCUCAAUUCAAAUCUACGAUGAGUUUAUGAAUUCUAUUCCCUUAUAUAUAGUCUACUCUUUUUUUUUUUUUUUUAACCAGGAAGUUUAAUCCCAUUCGAAUCAUAGAGCAUGAAAAUUUUUGACAUUCUCAGCAAAGUGCGCUACUCGGAGAUCUCGAACUUGUGUAGUCACUCUCACCGGAUUGAGUUCGCUUAUAUAUAGUCCACUCCUUUUUGAUAUCCUAUUACACAGUAUUAUUUUCUCUCCGAUAAAUGUACAAGGUCUGGCUCCAUACCUAUUAAUUUCCUUCCCAGACAUUAUUUAUCAAUGGAAGGAAGUAAUCACUCAUCUAGAAUUCAAAGAAACUUGAAAGAGAGAGAUCGAAGAAUGCAUUUAAAAAAUAUCCUUGCCGGCCUUGCUUCUGUUCUUCGUCCCCGAUCCAAGUUAUCAGCUCCUGAACUGCUGGAAGAAGCUGCGAGUCAUAUAAAGCAAAUGCAUGCAAGAAUAGAGGAACUGAAGAUAAGGAAGGCACAAGCGCAAGAAGAUGAUGAUUCUUGCAAAGAUCAACUGGCAGCCGGAAAUUCAAGAAUGUUACCGAUAUUAGAUGUAAAGAGUAAUGACUGUACAGUAGAAGUGAAUAUAAUAAGUGGGGUGAGCAAGAACUUUAUGUUACAUGAGGUUAUUACUGUCAUGCAAGAAGAAGGAGCUGAAGUAGUUAGCUUUUCAUGCAAUAAAGCUGGUGACCGUUUCAUCUACACAAUUAAGUCCCAGGCAAUUUGUUCAAGAAUUGGAAUAGAGACACGAAAAAUUAAUGAGAGAUUGAAGGACUUGGUACAGUAGCCUAACUGGCUUGAAUGUACCUCAACCAUGUUUGGACCACCUAAUUGAUCGGUUCAAUUCGAUUUGAUCUCUAAGGUGUUUAGUUUGAUUUUGGUUCAAGUA
Jatropha curcas is the source of this 991-nucleotide messenger RNA. Its product is annotated as transcription factor bHLH167. The record is from RefSeq and is a predicted model, not a curated record. Gene Ontology annotation, molecular function: DNA-binding transcription factor activity, RNA polymerase II-specific; protein dimerization activity; RNA polymerase II transcription regulatory region sequence-specific DNA binding. Lineage: Eukaryota; Viridiplantae; Streptophyta; Magnoliopsida; Malpighiales; Euphorbiaceae. Gene Ontology annotation, cellular component: RNA polymerase II transcription regulator complex. Gene Ontology annotation, biological process: regulation of transcription by RNA polymerase II.